Molecule: messenger RNA, 411 nt
Organism: Geodia barretti
Lineage: Eukaryota; Metazoa; Porifera; Demospongiae; Tetractinellida; Geodiidae
Source: the annotation of a GenBank genome assembly
AUGCCUAAAGUAAUCCCGGUAUCCGACGACCUGAGCCAGCCCUUCUGGGACGCAAUAAAUGAUAAGAGGCUGGUGCUUCAGAACUGUACGUCUUGCGACAAGCUCCAGUACCCUCCCUUGGCGUCCUGCCAGGUUUGCGGUUCCGCCGAGGUAUUGGAGUGGAAGGAAGUGGAUGGGAAGGGGCGCGUUGCAACCUACAUUGUUAUUGAGGAUGGCCGCCUGAAUCGCCGAAUGCCCGACCAGCCUUACAACCUCGCCCUGGUUACGUUGGAUGCUGACCCGUCUGUUAACUUCUACUCGAACCUGCCUGGGGUGGCGGCCUACGAGGCUCCGGUGGGCGCCGCCGUUGAAGUAAUGUUUGAAGAAGUGGCCCCAGGGCAGUUGAUACACGAGUGGCGAGUGGUGGAGUAA